This is a messenger RNA of Corvus hawaiiensis (hawaiian crow), 7567 nucleotides long. RefSeq names its product leucine zipper tumor suppressor 1 (gene LZTS1). Lineage: Eukaryota; Metazoa; Chordata; Aves; Passeriformes; Corvidae. Gene Ontology annotation, cellular component: dendritic spine. The transcript is spliced from 3 exons. Bases 3801 to 5636 code for a protein of 611 amino acids. Gene Ontology annotation, biological process: regulation of synaptic plasticity; regulation of dendrite morphogenesis. The record is from RefSeq and is a predicted model, not a curated record.
UGGGGAGCGAAGGGAGCAGGGUUUGGAGAGUGAAGGGAGCAGGGUUUGGGGAGCCAGGCCUCAGCUGGGGAGAGCAGCAGGAGCUGGAGCAGAGCCGGGCAGGUGCUCACACAGCCCAGGACGGCUCCCGCUCCUCAGCCUGGUCCAUCAGCAUUUGGAGAUCCUGGAGGCUCCGUCCGGGUUUGGUUCAGCUCCCAAACCCAGCUCAGUGGGAAUGCUGCACUCCAGGUUCCGGAUUGAGCCAUGCCUUCAUUAAAGCACAACUCAGAUGCUGCAGGUAGCACCUGUGGGGCUUUUCACCAUGGAAACGCCCGGUUUCCCCUCUCAGGGCCACAUUCCCGGCGUCCCCAAGCCCCAAAUCGCCGAGUGGGACAGGGGCACAGCACCUGGCAGCACUCGAGGGAAAGAGGAAGGAGGCUGAGCCCUGAGCCGGGCUCUUGGCAGCCGCUCGGUGUUAUCCGCGCAUCUCCCAACGAACACCCAAACGUGUGGGAGCAUCUGCACGGCGAGGAUGAAUAAUAAUCCAGGAGGGAAAAGGAGUGGGCGAGAGCUCGCGGGGAAGAAGGAAGCGCUGGCAUUCCAGAGGGGGGGAAGAACAGGCUCGGCAGGGAGCAGAGUAACACGGCGAGGCCUGGGAGGAAGCGAGGGUGACCUGCUCGGGAAGGUGCAGGGAAAGCUGCUGCCUGCGAGAGCUCGGCGGGGAAGGGGGCGAAGCUUCGGAGGCGCCGCGCUGAGGGAGAUAAGAUGAAAUUCCUGCCACCCGUGGGGAAGGAGGCGAUGGGAGAGCGGCGCUCCCACGUGCAGGGGAGGCAUGACUGGGAUGAUGAGAUGCCAUUCAUUUUUUCCCCCUUUUCCUGCACAAGCCCGAGUGGGUGAAUCCACGUGUUUUGCCCGAUCCCGCGGGUUCAGUCCGCGCUGUUUGUCAGGGUCUGUCCCCCAGGACCCCCGCGCUCCCCACCUGAGGGUGGGUGAUCUCAGCAGGUGCCUUCCAGCCGUGACCAUUCCGGGAUUCCCUGAUCCACAGGGUGCUGGAAGGCCCUGGAAGGGUCGCAGAGCACAGACACUGUGCUGCUCAGGGAGGGGACACGGGGCUCUCGUGCUGCUGCCACCGCGGUGCCGACAAAAGACCCUUGAAAGGCUCAUUUGCUGCAGGCACAGAGCGCCAGGGACAGGCUCGUGCCUUUUCUGGCUCUCUGUGCCCGCUAAUUGAUGAGUGACAGCGCAAACCCGGCUCAGGGGAAUCACACUCAGCGCCCAGAGCUCGGCGGGCGGAGUGCGGGCUCAGAGAGCGGCUCUGGGGACAGCCAGGUUGGUGCGGUGACAUCGCGGGGCCCAGCGGGGACACCGUGACCCCACAGCCCGGCACUGCCCCACACCCCACGCGCAGAUCCCCGCUCACUGCGGGGGCACGUUUAGGUCACAGGUUGGACUCGAUGAUCUCAAAGGUCUUUUCUUUUAAUUCUGUGAUUUUGUGACCUCCAGCCAUGUCACACCCCCCAGGCACCCAGUGCUCCCCCUCUGCAGCUGUGCUCCCCAUAGCUGGGACACCCCCACUGUCACUCCCUGCAUUCCCAGUGUCACUCGCAUUUAUUUUUUCCCCAUUUUACGCUUUGCAAUGUUCCUGCUCUGACUCAGCCAAGCUCGAAACCCCCUUAGAUAUCCAACCCCGAUAUAUCCACGCAGUUACUGCGUGUGAAUGUCCACAGUGACGGGGUUUGGCGGCUCAGCAAACCCCCUCUGGCUCCUUGCAGAGCUGCAGCAUCACCGUAUUUCACACAGGGGAGAGGCUGAACAAAAAAAGGGGGACAAGCCUGACCCCUUUUUGGAGGUCCCCACAGCUGGAGCAGGAGCUUGUGCCCUCCCAGCUCUGCUGUCUCUUUUUGCCAUCGUUGUCCAUGAAUUCCAACUCCUCCACGGCUUUCCAAGUGUUCAUUUUCAAGAGGGAAAGAGAAGGAAAACGUGCCCAACCCUCCCGGGCGCGUGUGGGAGGGCUGGGGUUGAUGGAAACGCCUCCUGCCGAGAGGCUGGGAAGUCCCAGCGCUGCCUCCCCGCUACUCCCAUCUCCCUCCAAAAAUCCAAGGGCGCAUCCAGCGAGCCUGGCACCCCCGGAGCAGCAGCUCCGCGCACCCCGCGAUCUCUUUAGGGGAUCAACCCCCCCCCAGCCCCGCCGCGGGUGCGGUGUAAACGCACCUGGGUGCAAAACAAACGCCCGGGGCUGGGUCACAGCCCGGGGCUGCUCCCCUGCUCCCGCUGGCCGCUGUCUGGGGCCGCUGUGGCCGCAGGUGGCAGCGCUGUCGGUGUCACAUCGCCUUUGUCCCCCGCGGGCACCGGCACGGGCUUCUGUGGGGGCUUCUGUGCCGAUUAUCCCGUCCCUGCAGCGAUCCCUCCCCUCAUCCCGCGCCUCUUCCCAAAGCCGUUUAUCGCUGGUGCCGUAUCAGCAGCACCCCGGCAGCCGCUCCGGCCUCGGGUCUUCGUGACUCCGCUCCAUCUCCCAGGAAAGGAUUUGGGGAUUAGCGCGGAUGGUCUGUCCGCCCGCCCAGGAUUUUCCUCCGGCGCUUCAUCAACGCCGGUCCUCGGGGAGAGGAACGCGGCCAAAGCUGAGGGAUGAGCGCGGGUGGUGCUGCCCUGCCUGGGAGCCGCCGGCACCGAGCGGGUGUGACAGGGAACGGGAAAAGAGGAGUGGGAAAAGAGAGGAGUGGGAAAAGAGAGGAGUGGGAAAACAGGAGUGACUCUGAGCUUGAGGAUGGCGCAGCGAGGAGGCCCCGGCACAGCGUUCCUGCACCCCCUCCACCACCCAACCCUCUCCCACCCCCGAUUUAACCCGCAGAUUCCUGCUUGGACAAUGAGAACUCGGCCUGGGGAGCUCUGGAGCGGAGCUGGAGCACCCAGUGGGAGCUCUGAGCUGUUCCAGGCACAGCACGGAGCAGAAACGCUCCCUCUCUCCUCCUCCUGCUCAAACAGGAUCCAGCUCAUUUCAUUUACGUGCCUCCCCCCCUUCUCCCAGCUCCCCCCUAAUUAUCGAGGUGGGUCUGCGUCCCCGUUAGAGCCGAGUGUCACAGAGGCCACCAGGAGCUGGGAUUUUAUUUUAUUUAUAUUUUUUUCUCCCCACAACAAAGCGGACGAGCAGAGAGCCCCGCGUGCCUCCUAUCGCUGAUCAGCACUCAGCGCACACAGGGCCUCUUGUCCCCUCGAGGGCCGCAUUAAUUAACGGUAAUUAAGCCUCGAGGCGUCCCUUUUCGGGCAGGUUAAGAGGAGCACUGGGAAUUGGAGAGGAAUCCGGGAGUGCCAGGGAUGCGGGAGAGGUCGUGGCUGCUGAGGAGCCGGGAUCCAUCCAGGAACGGGGGCUCGUUGAGAUCGCGCCUGUUAGACACCUAAAACCCGCCAUAAAUCCCUUUUCCCCCCUUUUGCCAUUUUUAAAGGCUCCCGUAGAGAACAUUCUUGGCUUUAUCCAGGAUGAUCCCAACCGGAGCCGGGUCAGUGCCCCACCACCCUCUGCGGGAAGAACCUUUCCCUGGUAUCCAACCUAAAUCCCCCUGGCACAGCUCCAGCCGCUCCCUGCGUCCUGUCCCUGUCACGGAGAGGUCGGCGCUGUCCCUCAUGAGGGGGCUGAGGUCCCCCCCGUCUCUCCUCUCAGUUCCCACCCUCACACCCCCAUCCCGGGGAGCUUUGCCACCCCCCAGGUGGCUUCUCCUCACUCCCGCCGUGUCCCCGUGUCCCCAGGCUCGCCGCUCCCGGCCGCACCGAGGGCUCUGCUAUGAUCUGGCCGCGCUGGCCGGCCCCGUGUCCGCGCCGGGAGCAGCAUGGGCAGCGUCAGCAGCCUCAUCUCCGGCCACAGCUUCCACAGCAAGCACUGCCGCGCGUCCCAGUACAAGCUCCGCAAGUCCUCGCACCUCAAAAAGCUCAACCGCUACUCGGACGGGCUGCUCCGCUUCGGCUUCUCGCAGGACUCCGGCCACAAGUCCGGCUCCAAGAGCAGCAAGAAUGAGGAUUUCUUUUACAUCAAGGUCAGCCAGAAGUCGCACGGCUCCCACCGGCCGGACUACACCGCCCUCGCCGGCGGGGAGCUGGGCGUGCCCGCGGGGACCAGCGGGCUGGACUUCGGGACGCCCACGCCGCAGAAGCUGAUGCCCUUCCCCAGCCAGCUGGAGGUGGGCGGGGAGAAGCCGCUCCCUCGUCCCACGGCCUUCAAGCCGGUGCUGCCGCGCUCCGGGGCCAUCCUGCACUCGUCCCCCGAGAGCGGGGGGCCCCUGUCCCAGCAGCUGCACCCCCCGGAGAAGGCCAAGGAGCAGGAGCUGCGGCCGCUGCCGUGCUCAGGGGGCCUGUCCGACUCCGGCCGCAACUCCAUGUCCAGCCUGCCCACGCACAGCACCAGCAGCAGUUACCAGCUCGAGCCCCUCGUGACGCCCAUGGGCCCCAUCAGCCGCUUCGGGGGCUCUGCCCACAACAUCCUGCAGUGUGCCAUCAUCCAGGACAGCAACAUGAUGAGCCUCAAGGCCAUGUCCUUCUCUGACGGCGGUAACAAGAUCCUGAACCCUGGCAAAGCCCCCCACCACCACCCCGCUGUGGAGAAAACCACCUGCGUGCGCUCACCCAUCUCCACGGAUGAAUCCACCAUCCAGGAGCUGGAGCAGAAGCUGCUGGAGAGGGAGGGGGAGCUGCAGGAGCUGCAGUCGAGCUUCGAGGAGAAGGAAAUCAGCUCAUGCCAGGCCUACGAGGAGAAGCAGCGGCGCUGCAAGGAGGAGCUGGAGGGGCUGAAGCAGAAAUGCAACAGCAAACUCAAGCAAACCUCGCAGAAAACACAGCGGACACAGCAGGUGCUGCACCUGCAGGUGUUCCAGCUGCAGCAGGAGAAGCAGCAGCUCCGGGAGGAGCUUGAGAAACUCAUGAAGGAGCAGAACCUGCUGGAGACCAAGCUGAGGUCCUACGAGAAGGAGAAGACCAGCUUUGCCCCGGCGCUGGAGGAGACGCAGUGGGAGGUGUGCCAGAAAUCCGGGGAGAUCUCGCUGCUGAAGCAGCAGCUGAAGGAGUCGCAGACCGAGCUCACCAGCAAGACCACGGAGAUCCUGAGCCUGAAGGCGCAGCUGAAGGAGGUGCGGCUGAAGAUGGAGGGGCUGGAGAUGAAGACCCAGGAGCUGGAGGUGUCGCUGCGCACCAAGGCCAUGGAGCUGGAGGUGUGCGAGAACGAGCUGCAGCGCAAGAAGAACGAGUCGGAGCUGCUGCGGGAGAAGGUGAACCUGCUGGAGCAGGAGAUCCUGGAGCUGCGCUCCGAGCUCGCCGUGCUCCGCGAGCAGCUCAGCGAGGCCCGCGAGGGGCCGCGGCCGGCGGGGGACGAUGCCCAGGCCCUGCAGGGGCAGCUGGAGCGGCUGCGGGCGGAGCUGAAGGCCGAGCGCGACAACAACGAGCAGAUGAGCUGCAGCUUCCAGCAGGAGCGGCAGACGUGGAAGGAGGAGAAGGAGAAGGUGAUCCAGUACCAGAAGCAGCUGCAGCAGAGCUACCUGCACAUGUACAAGAGGAACCAGAGCCUUGAGAAGAUGCUGCAGCAGCUGGCGGCGGGGGAGGACGGCAAGGAGCCCAUCGAGCUGGACAUCCCCGGCGCUGACGUCCCCUACGAGGACAUCAUCGCCACUGAGAUCUGAGCCGCUGUCCCCUCCUCGCAGCCCGGGGAAACGCUCGGCCCCUUGUACAGCCGAGCUGAGCCGUGUCCCCCCUGUCCCUCCGCCGCCCGUCGUGUUCCAGAGGUGACCAAGCCACUCGUGCCAAUGGUGACGUGCCCGCAGCUCCCCCGCCCCGGCACCGCCCCGGCACUGCCCCCUCUGCCCCCCGAGGAGCCGCCGGCGGGGCGGGCAGGGAUCAGGACUCCAGGGAAUUCUCUGCCAUCCGUGCCCAGUGCCCAGGGGAUGCUCCGCGCCAAGCUCGAGGGAACCCGGCCUGGCACAGCUCCGGGGAUGGCACAGCACAGCCCUGCCCACUGCCCGUGACGGGAAUCAGCCCCAGCUCCCCGGAGGAAGCUCCCACUCCUCCUCAGCCUCCGUUGGUGCCAACCCCAGGGCGCCGUGGGAGCACAGAGCCACCUCCUGCCACUGCCACAUCCACCCCUCCCAGCCCGUGAGGGCCUCAGGAAGGUUCCCCACCUGCACACGCCCUGCUGGGCACAGCCCACACCCCCCGAAAUCACUGCCCAGUCCAAGCACAACCCACCCUGCCCUGCCCUCGCUCCCUCCCCCUGCCCGGACCAUUCCCAGCUCCCACGGACUCUGUCCCUUUUCCCGGCUGCCAGACAGCAGCUGGAUCCAAGAAUUCACAGAAGUGUCCCAGCCACGGUCUGACCAAGGAGUGGGGUUUGUGUUCACCCCACAGCACCUCGCACUCGCUGGGAGUGUCCCUCCCGGGACCCCCGGCUGCCUUAUCUCCUCCCGUGCGGGAUCCCGCCAAGGGAAGCUGGUUCAAAAACCCCAAACCGACCACUCUCACCUUAAUUUCUACCCCAGCUCUUAAAAUUUCCUCCUGCCACCAGCGAGUGGCUCCAUGGAUAAAGAGCUGGCGCUGCUGGUGACCCUCGUGUCCCCGUGACUGGGGAGCCAACCAGUAGGGUCCAGUUUGUGGGGUGGGGGCUCCAGCCGGGACCCCUCUGUGCCAGUGCAAUGAUCUUUUUGCUGCAAUUAUUUACCCACUGCCCCAUUCCAGGGGUCUGGGAGGGGAGGGGGGGAGGGGGCCUUGCACAGUCCCAACGCCGCCAAUUCGGCCAAGGGCUCCAAGCUGCGCAAAAUUCCGCGUCCCUCGCGCCAUUCCAGCCUGGAAAGGUGACACACGGGAGCCAGUCUGUGCCUUCUGCGCCCGGCCCUGAGCACCCCAAACCACUGAGCCCCAGUCCUCCUGGCUGGGCUUGGCACUCCCCAGCCGGUCCUGGCACUCCCCAGCCGGUCCUGGUGCCGGCACAGCCGAUCCUCAGCCCUGGCCCGCUGGAAAAAGCCAACGUCCGAUUCCCGCAGGUGCAAUCCGGGGCCAGCCGGGGCCGAGCCUUUGCCCAGACCUGCCGAAGGAUGUUUUGGAAAACUGAAGGAUCAGGGCUGGCGAGGCCAGAAGGGAUUUUGUGCAUCCCCCAAGGCACAGCCCCGCGCCGAGAGCUCUGCGCCCGGAGCCUUCCAGAGCCAACCCCGGGUGCCGAGGGGAGCAGAGCCCUUCCCAAGGCCCCGUCCCGGCAAUUCCCUGCUCCUGCUCCCGCCGGCCUCGGUGGCACCGUCCCUGUCCCCAGCCCCGCGUGCCCUCGGCCCCGUGUGCCCCCAGCUCUAUGAUGUGAUCUCCAGAGGCCUCGCCGUGCUGCCUUUGCACAACUCCGCUGUGUGUGCCCGUCGCAUUCCAGGUGUGUCGCUCCAGCCGGGAGCCGUGGCCACGCCCGGCCCCAGCCUGGACAGAGAAUUAUUUUUCUGCAGGUUUUCUUUUUGUUUGGUUUUGGUUUUAUUUUUUGGUUUUGUUUUUUUUUUUUUUUUUUUGGAUGUUCUUUCUGGUGACUGAUGUAAACUACUGGUUAAUUUUAUGGUUUUAUUUAUAAAUAAAUUUUUUAAAACUC